GAGCCAUAAAUUCCUCAUUUCCUCAUUGAUUUUAAAUUUAUACGGUAAUCAUAGGGAUUCCCGACACAGCUCGGUCACUCAUUUUAUAAGGCACUGACAUCCAAACACCACGUACCAUCGUGUCGUUCGUCGCUCGCCAUCUUUCAGAGUGGCGAGAAGACAUCCGAGGAGAUCAUAUACGGGCCAUGGAUAUGAAGCACAAGCUCUCCUUCUUCUUAGCGGCGACAGCCGUCGUCGUCUCCGUCCUCUUCGCCGUCGCCCCGAUAGCCCCCGAAGUCGGGGCGGUCGAUGGCCUUGAGCUGGUUCCGAUGGACGGCGGCGCGAUCGGGCCGGAGAGCUUCGCGUUUGAUCCGCGAGGGGAGGGCCCGUACACCGGCGUGUCGGACGGGCGGAUCGUGAAGUGGGCAGCGGGGGAGCGCCGCUGGGUCGAUUUCGCUUUCGCUUCUCCGAGCAGAGACGUGUGCGAGAAGGGCCACGAGCAUCAAGAGAUGGAACACGUUUGUGGACGUCCGUUGGGGCUAGGGUUCAACCCGAGAACGAGCCGUCUCUACAUUGCCGAUGCUUACAUGGGCUUGCUUGUCGUCAGCCCUGGCGGCGGGUUGGCCACGGCGGUCGCUACGCAGGCAGAUGGUGUUUCUUUUCGGUUCACCAACAGCUUGGACAUUGAUCCACUCAGUGGAGCUGUGUACUUAACCGAUAGCAGCUCGCAGUACCAACGAAGGAACUAUAUUCCUCUAAUAUUGAGCGGGGAUCGAACGGGAAGGCUAAUGAAGUACGACCCGGAAAGCAAUCACGUGACGACAAUCCUGAACAAUCUCUCGUUCCCCAACGGAGUGGCCCUAGCUGAAAACGGCGACUUCGUCCUAGUCGCCGAGACAAGCACCUGCAGAAUCCUCAGGUACUGGCUCAAACCGUCCCAGAAAGCAGGGAAGGUCGAGAUUUUCGCCCAGCUCCCCGGUUUUCCUGAUAACAUCAGGAGGAGCCCCAGAGGGGGCUACUGGGUGGGGAUCUUUUCGAAAAGGAACAAGAUCUUCGGGCUGGUUUUAUCGUCUUCCUGGAUGGGGAAGUUCUUGCUCGGGCUACCGAUCGACGUGAUGAAGAUCCACGGGCUGUACACGAGCUGGAGAGGGAGAGGCAUGGGAGUGAGGUUGAGCGAGGAGGGUGAGGUGGUGGAGAUCUUGGAGGAGAGAGUGGGGAAUCAGUGGAGGUCGAUCAGUGAAGUUGAGGAACGAGAUGGAGGGUUUUGGAUCGGGUCUGUGAAUCUGCCGUUUGCAGGCUUUUAUAAGGCCAAAAAUUGAUAAACGGGAAGGGGUGAAAGAUAAAAAAAGUUUCUGGAAUGUAAUAAGGAUUUUGUUUUUUUGUUUUUUUGUUUGAAUGAGCACGGGAUUUGAUAGGUGGCACGAUUAAUUCCAACAUUUUAUAA
Messenger RNA from Syzygium oleosum, 1423 nucleotides. RefSeq names its product protein STRICTOSIDINE SYNTHASE-LIKE 2. Gene Ontology annotation, biological process: biosynthetic process. The transcript is spliced from 3 exons. The record is from RefSeq and is a predicted model, not a curated record. Gene Ontology annotation, molecular function: strictosidine synthase activity. Bases 186 to 1298 code for a protein of 370 amino acids. NCBI's taxonomy places the organism in Eukaryota, Viridiplantae, Streptophyta, Magnoliopsida, Myrtales, Myrtaceae.